AUGUCCGACUCCUCCAACUCCACUGCUGCAGCCGCAGCAGCCGCCGCGGCGGCGGCGACGGCGGCCUUCCCUCACAUCCCCGUCGGCGACACUCUCGGCGCGUGGCUCAUCGCGCUGCAGGGCAUGCUGUUCCAUCAGGCGUUCAAGUACUACAUGACCUUCCACAAGGACAGGUGGGUCCUUAAAGCAUGGGUUGCGGUGGUUUUGGUGCUUGAGACGUUGGCCACGGUGUUGAUCACACAUACUGCAUACUUCUAUAUGGUGACCAAAUACUGGGAGCCAACGUACUUCUUCGUCUCCCCGACGGUUUGGUCUCUCAAUGUCCUCCCUCCACCUGCCGCCCUCGCGGCCUUCAUCUCCCAGAGUUUCUUCGCUCGCCGGUUAUGGCUAAUUGCACCCAAAUUCCGGAUUCUUGUCGCCGUCGCAAGUGCCCAGAUGGUCCUGAUAGCAGGCAACGUCGAGAUGUUCCCGAACUCACCCUCCGCGGAACCGCUCCUCCAGCGUGCUUCUCCGGUCGGCGACACUCUCGGAGUGGCUCCAAUACUCGUGGCUCGCAACACUAGGGUCCUCGAUCCAAGUGACCGGGGAUCUGUCGAUCAGCGCCGCGUUGGUGUAUACCCUGCACACAAGCAGGACAGGGAUCACUCGUUGUGGGACGACAAGGAACAUACGGCGGAAUAUGUGCUCACAUUGCCCGGUAACAGCAUCGUCCACAUCGUCAACGUCACCUAUUCCGCCAAGGAGCCGGAUAACUUCAUCUACGCCGCGCUCUCCAUCAUCCUCACGAAGCUGUACGCCAACGCGUUCCUCGUCGCGCUCAACUCCCGCGCGUCGCUGGGCAUCCUCGGCCAGUCGAACAACCAGUCCAACUCCGUCAACGUCUCGCACGUGCUCCGCGCGCGCGGCGCGACCAACCUCCCCACCGCGCUCAGCAACACCGCGGCGAGCAACCCGACCGCGAUCGAGCUCAAGGUCACGACGGUGACCGAGACCGACGACUUCUACGACGGCGCGUACGCCGUGUCCGAGCCCGGGCCGCUCGAGGCGCAGCAGCAGCAGCAGCCGCAGCGGUCGUUCCUCGGGCCGAAGCGACACCCGUACGCCGCGGAGGUCAUGACGCCGUGA
This is a messenger RNA of Epithele typhae, 1125 nucleotides long. RefSeq lists its product as uncharacterized. The transcript is spliced from 19 exons. The record is from RefSeq and is a predicted model, not a curated record. The coding region runs from base 1 to 1125 and encodes 374 amino acids. NCBI's taxonomy places the organism in Eukaryota, Fungi, Basidiomycota, Agaricomycetes, Polyporales, Epitheliaceae.